AUGGCGCAGAGCUUUGAACACCUGAUCCAACAGGUGAAUUCCGGGCGAUGUGUGGGGAUCGAGGUCACCAACCACACGAACAUCGAGUUUCACUCUGUCAGGACCUACUGCUACAGCGGUCAUACUCACCUCCCCCCAAGCCCCAUCAUCCGGCCGGGAUCCAAGGAGCACUGCAUCUUCGUGAAAACCGCCUACACCGCCCGGGGGAGUGUGGGGCUACUGGUCUACAAGAUCGGGGAAGACCUUAACCUGGCCAUCCUGUUCUCCAACCCCUUCAACUACAACUUCUACUACGUGGAGUUUGCUUUGGCCCUUUUCGAGAAGGAUAUGGAGAACAAGGAGCUGGACGUCCUGUUCGAUUACAUCUACAAUGAGAAGAAGCAGGGCUCCAUCAAGAUGGCCAAGAGUCAGCUGACCUAUAGCCAGGAGUCCCUGGUCCUGAGGGCGAAGGGGGUCCGCGUCUUGGGCACCAUGUCCAAUGAUUGCAAGGCCGUGAUCAAGGUACAUGUGGAUCUCAUGAAUUAA
Molecule: messenger RNA, 525 nt
Organism: Tachyglossus aculeatus (Australian echidna)
Lineage: Eukaryota; Metazoa; Chordata; Mammalia; Monotremata; Tachyglossidae
Product: DELTA-thalatoxin-Avl1a-like
Exons: 2
Coding region: 1-525 (174 amino acids)
Biological process (GO): pore complex assembly; monoatomic cation transport; cytolysis in another organism
Cellular component (GO): pore complex
Molecular function (GO): channel activity
Source: RefSeq, a predicted model, not a curated record